AGACUUGAAUGCGAAACCAACCUCACCCUUUAUGAUUGUGGUUGAUUGAGUUCAUUACAAAAGUCAGAAAGUAAAAAAUGUAUUGUAUGAUCAUCAGAACAAAAAACAUGGGUUGUUUUAAUCUACUUCUUUUCUUCAUCUACUUGUUUUCUCUCUCAAGCUUACUGAUCAUACAAAACACAGCUGCACAAGCACAGCCAGUAUAUGUUUACCAUUUCUGUUUGGGAAGUAAUUAUACGACUAACAGUGCGUUUCAAAAGAACCUUAAUAUUCUUUUACCUUCUCUCUCAUCACCCAACAAUUCAAGAAUAAGAAAUGGAUACUAUAACUCCACAGCCGGACGAAACCCGGAUACGGUUUACGGCUCUUUACAAUGUAGAGGUGAUAUUUCAUCAGAGGAUUGUCAAACUUGUGCUGAAACUGCAGCUAAAGAUAUCAUUACAGAUGAGAGAUGCCCAACCUCUAAACAAGCAAUUAUAUGGUAUGAAAUGUGCAUGAUAAGGUAUUCAAAUCAGUAUUACUUCAAUUUAAUGCAAGAUAGUCCGAGAGUUUAUUUAUUAAAUGUUAACAACGUUACCGAUCCGGUUAAGUUUAAUCCAAUUUUAGCGGAUUUAUUGAACGAUUUGGUGAAAAAAGCUAUUACAAAUGGUUCUUCAAAUUUUGCUACUGCGGAUACAAGUUUUAAUGAUUUCCAAAAAGUAUAUGGGUUAGUACAGUGUACUACUGAUAUUUUACCGAGGAGAUGUAAUGAAUGUCUUGUUGGAGCUAUCUCUGAAUUACCUAAUUGCUGUUAUGGGAAACAAGGUGGAAGGGUUAUUAGACCAAGUUGUAAUUUAAGAUAUGAAUUAUAUCCUUUCGCUCAAUCUGCACCUACUCCAUCGCCGCCUCCACUGUCUCCUUUUCCUUCUCCUCCCGUUUUACAGCCAUCAUCGACGAAUACGAGUACAACUACACCAAACGCAAAGGGAAAUUCAUCCAUACUAGCUAUUAGUAUCGUCAUUCCUUCUGUUAUUGCAGCACUUGCCACCAUUGCCUUUUGGUUCUUCUGUUUUCGAAGAAAGAGAACAAAGACACAGAAGCUCGUCAAUGUUGAUGAUGAGAUGCAAAGUACAGAAUUGCAAUUUAACUUCAGCACUAUAAGUGGCGCAACAGACAACUUCUCUGAAGCUAAUAAACUUGGAGAAGGUGGAUUUGGGUCUGUUUAUAAGGGUACACUCUCUGACGGACAGGAAAUAGCCGUGAAGAGGCUUUCGAAAAAUUCAGGUCAAGGUGCACAAGAGUUCAAAAAUGAAGUUACCUUAGUAGCUAAACUUCAGCACCGAAAUCUUGUGAGACUUCUAGGCUUCUGUAUAGAUGGUGAAGAAAAAUUACUCGUCUAUGAAUUCAUGCCAAAUGGAAGCCUUGACCAAUUCCUAUUCGAUCCAGAUAAGUGUGCACAUCUGGACUGGGAAAGACGAUACAAGAUAAUAGGAGGGAUAGCAAGAGGUCUUCUCUAUCUUCAUGAGGAGUCUCGACUAAAAAUUAUCCACCGAGAUCUCAAAGCUAGCAAUAUUUUAUUAGACACAGACAUGAAUCCUAAAAUUGGAGAUUUCGGCAUGGCUAGGCUUUUUGUGGUUGACCAAACACAAGCUAAUACAAAUAGAGUUGUCGGAACUUAUGGCUACAUGGCUCCUGAGUAUGCAAUGCAUGGACAAUUCUCUGUGAAAUCAGACGUAUUUAGUUUUGGUGUUUUAGUUAUAGAGAUUCUCAGUGGACAGAAAAACAAUUGUUUUCAAGAGUCAGAUGUUUCUCAGGACCUUCUAAGCUAUGCAUGGAGACAUUGGAAGAAUGGAUCUCCUGUAGAAUUGUUAGAUUCAACUUUAAAGGACACAUGUUCUAGAAGUGAAGCGAUGAGAUGCAUCCACAUUGGGUUAUUAUGUGUUCAAGAAAAUGUUGCAGAUAGACCCACAAUGCCAACGGUCCUCCUAAUGCUCAAUAGCCACUCUGUCAGUCUCGAUUUACCUUCAGCACCUGCUUUUUUUGCUGGUAGUACAAGGUGCAUAGAACCCAAAUCGUCUCCAUAUCUAGGCCAAAGUGAAGAACAAGGAAUCCCGCAGGACAAGUCACCUGAUGAAUCAGCAGCAUGGAGCAUCAAUGAAACUUCAAUAAGUGAACUUUAUCCUAGAUGAGGUCCAUGAGGACGAUCUCUGGGUUCAUAAUCUCGUUCUUGUCAUUUUCCUUUUUUUUUUUUCUCAGUUGGUUGGCACUUGGCAGUACCUAAUUUUCUUUUUCUUUUUCCUUGUUUGUUAGAGCAUUGGGGAUUAGAUUCUCAUAGUAAAAUUUAAUCUUCCUUAUAGUUUCCAUUAAAUUUGUAAACUACAUUUUCGAAAUUUAAUAUUCCCUCCGUACCACAUA
Messenger RNA from Papaver somniferum (opium poppy), 2394 nucleotides. RefSeq names its product putative receptor-like protein kinase At4g00960. Gene Ontology annotation, biological process: protein phosphorylation. Gene Ontology annotation, molecular function: protein kinase activity; ATP binding. The transcript has 7 exons. Bases 78 to 2168 code for a protein of 696 amino acids. The record is from RefSeq and is a predicted model, not a curated record. NCBI's taxonomy places the organism in Eukaryota, Viridiplantae, Streptophyta, Magnoliopsida, Ranunculales, Papaveraceae.